AUGUCUGGGCCGGGAAGCGGCUCGGCGGUCCAGCCUGACGAUAUGGACGAUGAGGAGGCCCUCCGAUAUGCCAUUGCCCUAUCGUUGCAGGAACAUGAAAAAGAGUCUCCCGAGCCCGCCAAGCCAGAGGAGUCACAACCCGACCACGGGUCGCACACUGCAGGAAACUUCUCGCUACGCCUACUAGACAGAAAGGCAAUGGAAGAGGCGCGGCUGCAGAGAUUAGCUGCAAAGCGACCCCGUCUGGAUCAGGAGACGACCCCUGACGAUGGCGACGAUGUCGUCGAAGUGCCACCCCCCAAGAAGAUGAAAUCUGCAGGAACCAGCACCCCGAAAGCCGCCCCUAUGUCGGCCUCUCCGUCCACACAGCCGGCGUCAAGUAACUAUUUCCCCGAUGGUGUUGUCAAGAGGACAUGGGCAAGGGGCCACCCUCGAGCCUCUGAUGAUAUCAAAAUCGAGGAGGUGUUCCAGAAAGAAAAACUGGAACUCGCACUCAUAUCCUCCUUCCAAUGGGACGAGGAGUGGAUGCUAUCCAAAGUAGAUCUCAGAAGGACCAAGUUACUUCUACUUGCAUUCGCCACAAACGAGACCCAACAACAAGAAAUGCAGGCCAAUGCACCCCCCAAUGUCCGCUUCUGCUUCCCGCCAAUGAAUGGGCCUGGUGCCAUGCACUCCAAGUUGCAGCUUCUCAAGUACCCCGACCAGCUUCGGAUUGUUGUCCCUACUGGAAAUCUGGUCCCUUACGAUUGGGGGGAGACGGGCGUGAUGGAGAAUAUGGUGUUCUUGAUCGAUCUCCCUCGCCUAGGCGAUGCCGCCGACCACAACCCCACACAGUUCAGCACGGAGCUAGCGAGAUUUCUGACCGAGGCCAAGGUCGACGACAGGAUGGUCGACAGCCUCACCAGCUACGACUUCUCACGGACCGAGAGGCUUGGGUUUGUUUACUCCAUGUUAUUGUGGCCUCGGCAAUGUGGUGUCCAGCCUUGGGCUCGCUACCACAUCUCCGAUCGAGGUCGACAGUGUUGUACGUCCACCCCUGAGCACCAUGUCAUUGUGCAGGUACCCGCUAAUGUCGGUACUUGCCAGAGCGCCUCACUUGGGUCCCUCACCAGCGACCUAAUCACAUCAAUCUACAACGCCUGCCAAGGAGAUAAUGGCAUGAAGGAAUACAACGCGAGAGGUACCCGGAAGCCAGCAGGAGCAUCGCAUUCCACGCCUCGGCUGUUAAGGGACCACUUCCGUAUCUACUUCCCGACAGAGGCCACUGUCGUCAAUACCCUUGGCGGAAGAGGGGCGGCGGGGACGAUCUGCGUUCAGGCCAAAUGGUGGCGCCAGCCCAAGUUCCCCACAGACCUGGUUCGCGACUGUGUCAGCUCUCGGAAAGGGCUUCUCCUACACACCAAGGCCAUCUUCGUCCACGCAUCCAGCGCGGCGGAGGUCGCCGAUGCACCCAGCCACAAGGCUAGCGCCUGGGCUUAUGUGGGCAGCGCCAACCUCUCCGAGAGCGCCUGGGGCCGCCUAGUCAAGGACAGCAAGACCGGCAAACCGAAGCUGAACUGUCGGAACUGGGAGUGCGGAGUAGUCGUACCAGUGCUAGAGGCCAACGGCAAGGCUCGGCCUACCACCAAGGGAGCUGCGGCGGUGGCAACUAGUUCUGCUGGGACCGAGGACGGCAGCAGAGGCAGCAGCAACUUAGGAGAAUUGUUCGCAUCUACAGUGCCAAUGCCAAUGCUAGUCCCGGGUCGUUUGUACGGGCCGAAUGAGGAGCCAUGGUAUUACGCCGAUUCGUAA
This is a messenger RNA of Clonostachys rhizophaga, 1791 nucleotides long. NCBI's taxonomy places the organism in Eukaryota, Fungi, Ascomycota, Sordariomycetes, Hypocreales, Bionectriaceae. The record is from the annotation of a GenBank genome assembly.